Protopolystoma xenopodis is the source of this 841-nucleotide messenger RNA. NCBI's taxonomy places the organism in Eukaryota, Metazoa, Platyhelminthes, Monogenea, Polystomatidea, Polystomatidae. The record is from the annotation of a GenBank genome assembly.
GUCUUUCUUACCCUCCUUAACAAAGAAAUUGAGACCGGUUCCUGUUCGACUUAUGUCGAAUGUUCGAAAGACCGUCACUCUUAUACCGGGAGAUGGUGUAUGGCCGGAAAUUUUCGUAUCUGUGAAAAAUCUUGUGAAAUUGUCAAAUAUCCCCAUAGAUUUCGAAGAGGUCCCAAUUAGUGAGAUGCCAGGGGCACCAACUAGUGAACUUAAAGAUGUUGUUACUUCUCUUAAGAAAAAUAGAGUAUGUCUCAAGGGUAUUAUUGGAACUCCAGUUGGCGCACAAGAUUUGCAAACUGUCAACAUCCGUCUCAGAAGAAUAUUAGACCUAUAUGCGAAUGUAGUUCAUAUACGUUCCUUUCCUGGCAUUCAAACCCGUCACGACGACCUAGAUUUUGUCAUCAUUCGGGAACAAAUUGAAGGAGAAUAUUCUUCUCUAGAGCAUCAAUCUGUACCCGGAGUAGUUGAAUCUUUAAAAAUAAUUUCUCGUAAAAAUUCUGAACGCAUAGCGAAAUUUGCUUUUGAUUAUGCUACUCGAACGAAUCGCAAGAAAGUCACUUGCAUCCAUAAAGCCAAUAUUAUGAAGCUUAGUGAUGGUCUUUUCCUAGAAACUUGCACUAUAAUGUCAAAGUUGUAUCCACGCAUACAAUUCGAGUCGAUGAUAAUUGAUAACUGUUGCAUGCAACUAGUGAGUCGGCCUCAACAAUUUGAUGUUAUGGUAAUGCCAAAUCUUUAUGGUAACAUAGUUGACAACCUCGCCUCUGGACUUGUCGGAGGUGCAGGACUAGUACCUGGUGUCAGCUACAGCCAUGAGGCAAGUUUUAUUGUUAUUUUACAUUAA